AUGUUGCAAUCAGGUGUGCCAGCACAAGUGUUGCACAGGGUCGCCUGGUGGCUUCUGGACCUGGUUGACUGGUCGCGGCGCUCAAAUGAAAUACCUCCUCCAGAUUUCACACUUCCGGGCGUGACUAUUCCUCCUCCGCUACCUGAUCAUGUGGAGGCUGGCAUGACAAGAGUCACAACACUUCCCAAUGGUGUUAAAAUAGCCUCUGAGACAUCUGCAGGAUCAUCUUGCUCUGUUGGAGUUUAUGUUGAUUGUGGUUCUGUAUAUGAAGCACCUGAAACAACAGGUGCCAGUCAACUGUUGAAGACAAUGGCCUUCGCAACCACUGCCAACAGGAGCGAAUUGCGGGUUGUACGUGAAAUUGAGGCAAUAGGUGGCAGUGCCAAAGCAUCUGCUAGCCGUGAGAUGAUGAGCUACACUUACGGGGCCCUGAAGACUUACAUGCCUGAAAUGGUUGAGGUGCUUAUUGAUUGUGUACGCAACCCUGCUUUUCUUGAUUGGGAGGUCAAGGAACAGAUUUUGAGGCUAAAGGCAGAGCUUGCGAAAUCAUCAAGUAAUCCUGAAAAAUUCCUUUUGGAGGCUCUUCAUUCUACUGGCUAUUCUGGUGCUUUAGCAAACCCACUAAUUGCGUCAGAAUAUGCAAUUAGCAAAUUGAAUGCAGAUGUCCUGGGGCAAUUUAUAAUUGAGAACUACACUGCUCCCCGAAUUGUUCUAGCUGCUUCAGGUGUUGAUCAUGAUGAAUUGGUAUCUAUUGCUGAACCCCUUCUGUCUGACAUUCCCAGUGUAUCUGGAACAACAAGGCCAAAAUCUACCUACAUUGGUGGAGAAUACAGAAGAAGUGCAGAUUCAUCGAACACAGAUGUUGCAUUGGCAUUCGAGGUCCCAAGUGGUUGGCUCAAAGAAAAAGAUUUUGUGACCGUAUCAGUUCUUCAGCUCUACAUCUUUUACAGACACUUCUGGGCGGUGCUGGCAAAUUUUCUUGGGAAAGGCAAGGAAAGGGGCUGCAUUCAGCGUCUAAACCAUCUAGUAAAUGAAUUUGAUCAGAUCAAGUCAAUCUCUGCUUUCAAGGACGUUCACAGUAAUACUGGCAUCUUUGGAAUCCAUACAUCUACUGAUGCAUCAUUUGUUCCUAAAGCUAUUGACCUAGCAGCAAGAGAGCUCACUUCCCUUGCAACUCCUGGACAAGUUGACCAAAGCCAACUAGACCGUGCUAAAGCCUCAGCUAAAUCAGCGAUACUGGCGAACCUGGAAUCGCAGGCAUCACUAACAGAAGACAUUGGGCGCCAAGUUUUGGCAUUUGGUGAAAGGAAACCUGCUGAGCACCUUCUCAAGGCUAUUGAUGGUGUUACUCUGAAAGAUGUAACAUCUGUUGCUGAAAAGAUCAUUUCAUCGCCAUUGACAAUGGCAUCUCAUGGAAACGUUCUGAACAUGCCAACUUAUGAGUCGGUCAGUGGCAAGUUCCGCUCAAAAUGA
Molecule: messenger RNA, 1473 nt
Organism: Miscanthus lutarioriparius
Lineage: Eukaryota; Viridiplantae; Streptophyta; Magnoliopsida; Poales; Poaceae
Source: the annotation of a GenBank genome assembly